GAUUUUUCAGCUGCAAUGUCUCCAUGGCAUUUAGUUUACUAGCGUCGCGCACCCUCUCGAGUGCGCACCAUGGUCACGACCUGUCGCCGCGCGUCGUUCGCUCAGCCUCGCUCGCUCAGCCGUUGGCCCAGUAUGCUGCGUCGAGGGCUACAGAAUCCAAGGCCUUCCGCCGUCACCAGUGCGGCGCGGGCUGGCGCCCUCUUUGCUGUGUCGCCUUGCUUGCGGGGCGGCGGCAGUAGGGUAUGCCGUGCUGUGGCCUCGACGGCCCCGCCAAACCUUGGGUGCCAUGAGAACCAAGACACCAACCUCAGCGCGCGCAUAGUGAAUGCGGCUGCACGAGUGGAGCGGCUGGCUGCCGCCGUCGUCACGGCGGCGGGCCCCGCUGCUGCGCAGCGCCUGCACCAGCGCCCACCCCCGGCCCACGACCCGCCCUCCCUCUUCCUGGACGCCCUGGACGUACUCAUGACAGCGGUGGCUGACGUACGCGCUUGCGCCGUACUGGCACAGCGGUACGACAGCGCGGUCGCCGCCGCCGCCACCCGAGCGCUCGACCGCCAGUCGCCGCCGCACAAUGGCGGCGGCGCCCGGAGCCGGCAAGCGGCUGACCCCGAUGCAGCCAGCGCGACGUCGGGGGCCGGCGAGGCGGCGGCGGCAGCGGCGAGGCUGGCGGCGGCGGUGGAGGGGCUAGUGGUGGCGGCGGCGGCGGAAGACACGGUGCUGCGCAGCCCCACCGUGUUCGCCGCACUGCAGGCGGCGGCAGCCGUGUCGGCUGACACACACGACAUUCGCAACAGCGCCGGAGGAGGCGGCGCAACUAGCAGCGGUGCAAGCGCUGGCCUGCCCCCUCACCGGCACGCCAUGGUGUCCGCGCUGGUGCCGCGCUUCGUGCGGCAGGGCUACCACCCGCCCUCGCCGCACGCCUACUCAGUGGCGCUGCGGGCGGAGGACAAGGCGGCGCUGCUGGAGGCGGCGCGGCGGCAGGAGCGGGCACUGCUGGCAGCGCUGGAGGGCCUGCUGGGACCCGCGCCGCCGCCGGCGCCGCCGCCGCCGCCGCCACCGCCACCGCUAGAGGCGGACCUUCAGCGAACAGCGCAGCCAACACACCAGCAGGCACAAGCAGCCGAUGCAGCCCAAGUCCCAUCGGACGAUGAGGCGGCCUGGCUGGACGCGCAGCUGGCGCAGCGCCUGGCGUUGGCAUCAUCAUCAGCAGCGGCGGCGGCGGGCGGGGCGAGAGGGGCGGCGCCGGGGCGGUCCGGGUUGGCGCUGUCGUACGAGUGGCCGUUGUACGACCUGGGCACGGAGGAGCUGCAGGAGGAUGCGGUGAUGGCGGACGUGGCGGCGGCGCAAUGGCGGCAGCAGGCAGCAGCCGAUGAGGGCAGUGGUGCAGAUGGCCUUGAUGUGGGCGGUGGAGUGGGGGCAGGGGCCGGCGGGCAGCUGCGCCUGACGCUGGAUGUGUGCGCUGGGCUGCUGCGGCGGCACCCGGACCCGGUGUUGAGGCAACAGGUGUACGAGGAGGGGCUGGUGCCGCUGGCCGCCGCCGCACUGGAGCUCAUGCAGCGGCUGCGGGACGUACGGGCGCAGCAGGCCGCGCUGUACGGCAUGUACGAGCACGACCUACUGCAUGCCGUACAACAGCAGGGGCCGUACGGGCAGGGGCCCGGCAAGGCGACGGCGGCGGCAGGCGGUGGUAGCAGCGGCGGCGGGCUGUGGGCGUCGCUGCUGCCGCCCAUGCCGCCGCCGCCGCCGCAGCCACUGGGCGCGGUUGCAGCGGCGGCUGCGGGGGCUGCGGCGGGUGCUGCCCCGGGCGCUGCCGGCCUGGCGCACCUGGACAGCCUGGCUGGUGACGGGCGGGCGGUGGCGCUGUUCCUGACGGACCUGGCGCGGGAGCUGGAGCCGCGGGUGGAGGCGCAGGUGCGCCAGCUGGCGGCCACCACCUGUGGCGCCCUGGCUGCGGGCGACGUUGAGUACGGCCUGAGGCAGCUGGCGUGGCGGCCGGGCGGCGCACGGGGCGGCGCACAGCACCAUGACGGGCUCCUGGCUGGUGCCGCGGACGCCGACCCGGUGUCGGCCUACCUGACUGACCCGGCGGCGCUGCUGGCGGGCGUGUCGGACUGGCUGGGCGGCUUCAUGGGCGUCAGGCUGGUGCGCCCGGGCGGCAGCAGCGGGGCAGGGCCGAGUGAGGCACGCCCACACACACGCGCACAUGCGGCUGGGCACUUGCGAGGGACGGCGGCCGCGGCAGCGUGCUGGGCGGGGGAGGCGGCGGCGCCGGCCGAUGUGGCGGCGCUGCUUGGCGACCUGCGGCUCGGGCUGCGGAACGCAGGAGCAGAGGGAGGAGGCGAAGGGGCAGGAGGUGGAGGGGAAGGGGCAGGAGGCGCCGGCGCCAGCAGCUGUGGGCACAGGGACGCGGCGCUGUCGACGCUGGCGGCUGCGGCGGCGCGUGAGCCGGGCCGCUUCCUGGCCUACCGCCUUGUGGUGGAGGAGGAGGAAGAGGAGGGGCGGGAGGAGGGGCAGGAGGCGGGGCGGGAGGUGGGCGGCAACAGGUCUGAGGACAAGAUGGAUGGGUGCGUGCCGGCCGGAGAGCCCGUGCGUCGGUGGCUGCUCAUUGACCUGUACGGCGGCGGGGGCACCCGGUACGUCCUGCCGCCCGUGGCCCCGCCCCUCAGCGGCCCCGCAGCAGCAGCAGCAGCAGGCAGCACCCACGGCGGCAACAGCGCGCAGCCGGCGGCCGUUGCCGUGCUCGUGGGCCUGCAGGGCGGCGCCGGGGCAGCCAGCAGCAGCAGCAGCAGCAGCAGUGGAGGCGGGCCUGGGGUGGGCGGUGCGGGCAUCGCCCAGGUGCGUGGCGGCCCCGGCGGGCGUGAGGGCACUGAGGCGGUGGGGCUGCUGGCUCGUGGCUCGGAGUUCGCGGUGUGGGAGCUGAUGCACGAGCUGGGACACGCCCUGCACUUCCUGCUGGCCGCCGCGCCGCCGCCGCCGCCGCCACCGUCCCAGACUGCUGGUGGGGAGGAGCAGGGGCAUGAGGCCGUGCAUGCGUCCAACUGCGCAACAGCCGGGCAGCGGGCAGGCGUGGACAUGGGCGUGGCGGCAGCGGGGGAACGCCGACGCGAUGAGCCCCAGGCGCCGGCACCGGCUGCAGGCGGCAGCCCCGGCCCCAGCCCCGGCCCCAGCGGCAGCGGUGCGGCUGGGCUGUGUGGGUCGCUGUGGCGGCUGCCCUACCUGCUGCCGCUGGAGCUGGUGGAGCUGCCGGCCUGUCUGAUGGAGCGGGCGGCGGCGGAGCCGGGCGUGGCGGCCGUGCUGCUGGCGCACUGCAGGGACGCCGAGGGGCGACCGCCGCCGCCUGCAGUCGCCGAGGCACUGGCACACGCGGUGCGGGUGAUGCACUUCAGCCCCGUCAGCGUGCAGGUGCAGGUGCUGUCCUCGCUGCUGGACCAGCUGCUGCUGGCGUCGGAGCGCCGGGCGCCGGGCGCGGCGCAGCGCCUGUGGCCGCAGCUGCUGCAGGCCUUCGCACCGUCCCUGCCAGCGGCGGCCACCACCCAGCAGCUGCACGCCCUGCCGCGGCUGGCGAGUGCGGGCGGCCAGGCGGCGGCCUACCCCAUGGCGGCCUUCCUGGCGGCGCAGCUGUGGGCGGCAGCGGCGGCAGGGGAGGCGCCAGCGGCGGCGUCUGCAGGCGAGGGGGAGCGGGCCGGGGGGGAAGCAGCGAGCCGGCACUUGAAUGCGCUGCGCGCCGGGCCUUGCGGCAGCAGCAAGGGCCGCGCGCUGCGUCGACUGCUGUUCGAGAGCGGCGGCGGUCAGCCGGCGGCGGAGCUGCUGCGGCGAGUCAUGGGCUGGGGGGCUGAGGCGCUGGCGGACGGAGGUGGGGGGCAAGUCGUUGCUGGAGGCGGGGGCGGGGGCACACGGGGCGAUGGUGGGCAUGAGGGGAGGGGCGCAGCUGCGUACGGCCGUGUGGGGCCUGUGGCUGGAGGGGGCAAUGGGCCGCCCAUGCUGAUGACUGUGCCGGGUGGGGGCUGCGUGCCUUGCGUGACGCCAGAGCGUGUGGAGCGGUGGGUUGGUGCGGCAUAGCGGGGCCGCACUGGAACUACGUGGCACGGUAGCAGCAAUGCAGCAUGGGAGCGUUGUGGCGGCUGGGGUGAGGCGGGGGGAGGUGGGGGUGCACCCGCUCCAUGGCCUGCACCUUGCAUAGCAGGGGAAAUACUGUUCUGGGCGUAGACCAAACACUUUGCUGCUCCGUGUGGGAACGCAGCGAGUGCGAGCGAGCUUCGGAUGCCGCCGGUCGGCUGGAUAGUGCCAGUCCGCUGGCGAGGGUGGGCUGUGAACAAAUAAGGCAGCAUGAGCCUCCCCUAGCCCCUGGGUUCUGCGGCGCUGACGCGCCAGAUGACUACUGCGUCUCCGCGUUC
This is a messenger RNA of Chlamydomonas reinhardtii, 4394 nucleotides long. RefSeq lists its product as uncharacterized. The record is from RefSeq and is a predicted model, not a curated record. Lineage: Eukaryota; Viridiplantae; Chlorophyta; Chlorophyceae; Chlamydomonadales; Chlamydomonadaceae. The transcript has 6 exons. Bases 133 to 4059 code for a protein of 1308 amino acids.